CCUCCACACUUCUUGGUUUGGCUCAAAACCCGGGGAAGAAGAAACUGGGGUAAAAAAAAAUGGACCCGCCCUCGUUUAACCCCAACUCCCAAGAAACACGUGCUCUCCGGCAACCCUGACCCGGCAGUCGUCUCAUCAAGCACUUACACCACCAUGAGACUUGUCCAAAAAUGAAGCCAUUCACACUCCUUCUCACCACCUUCUCUCUUUUUGUCUCUCCCAUAUCGGCAAACACAGAGAAGACGAUAUUCAUUGCUCCUCCAGCUGUCGACCUCCCAAUCAGCGACCAAACCAUCACCACCAUCCUCACUUCUCUCAACCGCCUCACCCCCCUCCCCACCAACCAAUCCACCCUCCGCACCCUCAUUCCGGUAUCCUUCCCCACAACCUCCCACCCAACCGGGACAGAAUCAUGGUACCUCCUCCACGACCUCACCCCCGCCCAACGCUACGAAGUGCGAAUCUGCUGGGCAGCGACUCAACCAACCUCCUUCGACCUUCAAACCUUCCCCCUCACCGAGAUCCCCUCUCUCCCCUCCUUAACCUCCUACCUUAAUCCCCUAUCCCCAUCAUCAUCACCCCCCAAGGACUUAAACAACCCCCCUACUCGGUCCUCCCUCCUCCUCCUCCGCCUCCUCGCCAAAGCAGACUUCUACACCACCAACCAAACCCUCAUGUCCAACCCACCCCCCGUAGCAGCAGACCUCAUCCUCGACCCCUUCCUCCUCAACCUCCUCCCCCGCUCGCUAGCCCCAACAGCAGGGUACAUCAUCCUGGUAGCCAUAACAAGCUGGCUCCUAGCACGAGGCGUGAGCAGGGCUCUUUCGUCGCUCAUCAUCGACAGCAACGACCGUCAACUCACCAAGGACGCAAAAAAGACACAGUGAUUGUUUGUGUCCAGUACU
Molecule: messenger RNA, 905 nt
Organism: Podospora pseudocomata
Lineage: Eukaryota; Fungi; Ascomycota; Sordariomycetes; Sordariales; Podosporaceae
Exons: 2
Coding region: 171-887 (238 amino acids)
Biological process (GO): GPI anchor biosynthetic process
Cellular component (GO): mannosyltransferase complex; endoplasmic reticulum membrane
Molecular function (GO): mannosyltransferase activity
Source: RefSeq, a predicted model, not a curated record